Chiroxiphia lanceolata (lance-tailed manakin) is the source of this 4370-nucleotide messenger RNA. RefSeq names its product cyclic AMP-dependent transcription factor ATF-7. Gene Ontology annotation, biological process: regulation of transcription by RNA polymerase II. The transcript has 12 exons. Gene Ontology annotation, molecular function: cAMP response element binding; DNA-binding transcription factor activity, RNA polymerase II-specific. The record is from RefSeq and is a predicted model, not a curated record. Bases 175 to 1611 code for a protein of 478 amino acids. NCBI's taxonomy places the organism in Eukaryota, Metazoa, Chordata, Aves, Passeriformes, Pipridae.
UGGGAGGGAGAGCAGGGCUGAAGAUGGAUCACUGUUAAUGAAGACACACGAGGCGACCUGAGAGCCGUAGUGCCGAGAUCCAGGGGCUGCCUGCCUGUGUCUGGGAUUCUGCCUUUGGAAUAGCUGUUCACUGGGCUGCCAGGUUCAGUUGAGCUCAGCUCGGCCGUGUGAAAUAUGGGCGACGACAGGCCGUUCGUGUGCGGUGCCCCGGGCUGUGGACAGAGGUUCACAAACGAGGACCACCUGGCGGUUCAUAAACACAAGCAUGAGAUGACAUUGAAAUUCGGCCCCGCUCGCACCGACUCCGUCAUCAUCGCAGAUCAGACUCCGACCCCAACUCGGUUCCUGAAGAACUGUGAGGAGGUGGGACUCUUCAAUGAGCUGGCGAGUUCCUUCGAGCACGAGUUCAAGAAAGCUGCUGAGGAUGAUGAGAAAAAGAGCGCCGGAGCCCUGGACAUGUCCCUGCCCUCCACCCCCGAGAUCAAGAUCAAGGAGGAGGAGCCGGUGGAGGUGGACUCGUCCCCCCCAGACAGCCCCGUGUCCCACCCACGGUCACCCCAGCACAAGGAGAAGGAGAUCCCCUCCAAGCCUGUCAUCCUCUCCACGCCCACUCCCACCAUCGUGCGCCCCGGCUCGCUGCCCCUGCACCUGGGCUACGACCCCCUGCACCCCACAUUGCCAUCCCCCACCUCCGUCAUCACCCAGGCCCCCCCCUCCAACAGACAACUGGGGUCUCCCACAGGUUCCCUCCCACUCGUCGUGCAGCUUGCGAACGGCCAGACCGUGCCCGUGCUCCCCGGCCCCCCCGUCCAGAUGCCUUCUGUCAUAUCGCUGGCUCGGCCGAUGUCCAUGGUGCCGAACAUUCCCGGUAUUCCUGGGCCUCCCAUCAACAGCAGUGGGUCCAUUUCCCCGUCAGGACUCCCAGUGCACUCUGAAGCCAAAAUGAGGCUGAAGGCCAGCCUGACGGCCUCCUCCUCGCUGAACGGCAGCAACCUGGUGGUGGGCUCAGCCAGCACGAUGGUGACGGCGCGUCCGGAGCAGAGCCAGAUCCUUGUCCAGCACCCCGACGCCCCUUCCCCGGCUCAGCCACAGGUGUCUCCUGCCCAGCCCACCCCCAGCACGGGCGGGCGCCGCAAGCGCACGGUGGACGAGGAUCCGGACGAGCGCCGGCAGCGGUUCCUGGAGCGGAACCGGGCGGCCGCCUCCCGCUGCCGGCAGAAACGCAAGCUCUGGGUGUCCUCCCUGGAGAAGAAAGCCGAGGAACUCACCACCCAGAACAUCCAGCUGAGCAAUGAAGUGACGCUGCUGAGGAACGAGGUGGCUCAGCUGAAGCAGCUGCUGCUGGCCCACAAGGACUGUCCUGUCACGGCGCUGCAGAAGAAGACACAGGGCUACCUGGAGAGCCCGAAGGAGAGCUCGGAGCCCACGGGCUCCCCCGCGCCCGUCAUCCAGCACAGCUCCGCGUCGGCCGCCCCGAACGGGCUCAGCGUGCGCUCGGCGGCCGAGGCCGUGGCCACCUCGGUGCUGACGCAGAUGGCCGGGCAAAGGACAGAGCUGGGCCUGCCCUCCCACGUCAUCAUGGCCCCACAGUCCCAGUCUGCCGGCAGAUGAUGGCCCGGAGCUGAGCACAGACUGACCACGGCCCUGGUCCUGCCCAGGGUGGGCCCAUGAGGAUUUUCGUUUCUUUUUUUGGGGGUUUUUUGUUUUGUUGGUUUUUUUUUUUUUUGAGUUAAGGGCAGCUCUGGCGCUUUCCCACUGCACAGCCUGUACAGUGCCCUCAGUCCCUCAACUGGCACUCAGCAGAGGCCCCCCAGCUCCCAGAGCCCCCUCUGAGGAGCCCCUGGAAAGGUGGGCUGGCAGGGAUCCGUCACGGUAACACUAAACCUCCGUGCCUGGGGAUCCCCUCGGCACAGUCCCUGCUCCAAGCCCCCUCUCCCUGCCCCCUGCCCUCAGCAGAGGGGCUCAGGGGGGCUCUGACACUCAGUGCUGCUCCCAGGCGUCUGCUCGUCCCUGCUCCCGCUCCCUGAAACGUUGCACCUUGGCGCAGGAGCCUCCUGGAGCUCUGAGCUUGUGGGGAUUGAGGUCGACCUCCUCACUCCCGAAUUCCAGUGGUGGAUCUUGGACAUGACGGGAGUGUGACCACUGUAAAAUUGGCUGGAGAAGGGGACACGUGUUCCUGGUCACCGGUGCCGUGCCGGGAGCUGCGGGUGCUCAGGUGCUGCUCCCACACCGGGUGCUGGGAAAGGUACGGCCUGUCCAGGCAACCACGGGGCCACUCCCAUCUUCCCAAUGGCAAACCAGUGCUGGUGGGCAUCCACAGGGACCGGGCACUCUGGGAUUCAGGGAAGGACCCAGCAGGCAGCGACGUGUGAGUCCCCAAAUCCGGCAUCCCGCACACCUGAGCGAACCCAUCCCUCCGUUCCCAGGGAUCAUCUCCCACACACGUGACCUCGAUGACCUCAAUAAUGGUGGCCUUAAAUUGUGGAUUAGUUGCCUGUUCCGAGGGGAGGGAGCACGGGAUGGUGUCUCUGCCCGGUCUUUUGUCUCUUCCUCACGAUGAUGUUCUGCUCGUGGUGACGGAGCAUCUGUUGCUUCCCAGCCAGAGCAAACAAAGGAUUCAUGGAGCUUCCAGUUCAUAGGGCAGGUUAAGAACCCACCCUCCAUGUUGGGAGACUCUUGGAAUUGGGUCUGUUUUCCUGCCAGGUGGGCCUUGGGCACGUGUGUGUCCGUGUGUGUCCUUCUGUGCUUCCCGAGGUGCCGAUUGGAGCCGGUAUUUUGGAAAUGGGAAGGGGUUUCACAUGUGUUCAGGCUCUUGGAAGGAAUCUUGUCAUGGUCCAUGGAGCUGCAUCAGCCCUUGGUCUUCCUCCCCCUCCCAGGUUCCUCCUCAGCCAAGCCCUCCUCCCCCUCAGGUCGCACUUCGCCACUUUGGAGCCAAGUUGGUUUGUCCAAGUGAUUUUUGUUUGGCUUCCCCAGACUUGGAAGGUUUCCAGGGACAGCAAAACCCAAAGCAAAGGCUGAGCAGGAAACUUGGGAUCUCAUCACGGACAGGGGAGUCCAGUGGUCUCCCUGUCUUCUCCCCCUCCCUCUUUCCCAGGUCUUCCUCACCUCUGCGGCCGCACCGGCCACUUGUGGCCUGGGUUUGGUUUGUGUUGCUGCUCCUGCACUCCCCCUCUGUUCUCGUGCUCAUCCCAACUCCUGUCUGUGAUUGGGGUCACAUCCAGCCUCUGAUUUGGAUCCCACACAGUGCCCCAGACCCGCCUUUCCCUCCUGUAAAGCUGUUCCUGCACAGUCCCUGGGUUCACAGAUGUUUCCAGCAUUCCCAGUCCCAACCCAGGACGUGACCAGGCCGUAGUGGAUCCAGGGUUGGACUUGAUGGUCUCAGAGGUCUCUUCCAACCCAGCUGAUUCUAUGAUUCUAUGAUUCUAAGGGUUUUGGGCUGAGUGAGGCACAGCAGGGGGUCAGGCCUGUUUUGGGGGGAUCAGGAUCUAAGGCCAAGGGUUUGCAGCAGGUGCAGGUCUCAUCCCAUGGCGUGGAGGGAGUGGUGGUGUCUGGCAGCUCCUCCUGGGCCAUCCCAGCACUCAGCUCUGCAGGAAAACCUGUCUCUCCAGGAAAAGUCUCAGGGGAAGAAAGGAAGGAAUUGAGCUCUGGGCUGGUCCCACCGCUGGUUCCCUGUUUGCUGCGGGGUCUGGGGGGAAGGAGAGACGAAGGCCAGUGGGGGCUUUGCUGGCAGGAUCAGGAGUGAGCAAAGGGUGGAGAGGUGGAAAAUCUGGGACAGUGUUUGGAUCAAAGGCAGCAGCUUCCCCAGCUCUUUGUUUUACCCUCGGAGAGUAAAAGUGGCUGGAUUCCGUGUGAUGGGAGAGCCAAGCCUGCAGCCCACAAAGGGCUUUUCCUGCCUCACCACUCCAGGGAAUCCUUGUGGCCCCACUGGGAUGGGGGUGCAGGAGCAGCUUUUCUCCCUCUCCCUCCAUGCCCCGAUGCCGUCGGUGCCGCCCCAUUCCCACAUCUCCCAUUGCCAGCGCUUUAGUGCCUUGAAAAUUCUGCAAAUCCAGGAAAAGGCGGUUGGAAAGCUCCAAACCUGGGCAGGGACAAGCAGGGAACAAGCAUUUGGCCAUACUUGGACUUAUUAUUGCUUCAGUCACAGGGUUGGAGCUCCCUGUCCCCAUUUCAGGUGUGUUUUACCUCAAAGGCUGCCCUGGAAGCAGAUCCCAGAGCGGGCUCAGGUCCCGUUUCUCGUGCUGGGAUGGAGUUGGAUGGUGCAAAGCAGGAAUCCACAGGGAUCCAGCCUCAGGAGGAUCCUCUGCUCCCAUCCAGGUGAUGGGUGAUGUCCCAGGAGUCACUUUGGGGCAUAGGGGUGAUGCUCGUCCCUCGCU